UAUCUCGAUCAUUCACAAAUAAACUGAUUAAAAGACAAAAUUCUCGGUGUCUCAUCAACUACGCACUGGAAAUGCGUUCAAUUUUUUUCUCAAUUACAUCCGCCCGACUUAUUCAACACUGCGACGAAAUUUCAUCAGCCUUUGUGGACUCAAGACUGAAGGAUGUAAAGUGCGUGUAACAUACAAAAACCGCCUAAUUGGUCUGGGUGAAAUUAAGCGCUCGGCUGAUGCAAAGGAAAAUAACGAUUGCAGGAUGCUGAGUCGUUCACACUAACAAAAAAAUCCAGGGAAGGGAAAAAAGUAUUGACACUAUUGGAGCGGCCGUGCCAGCUUCUUCGUAAUUUUUAAGCGGCAUGAAUUGACCUGGUGGCCAUCAAGAUUGAUUGGUGAAGAGGGAAAAAUAGAUAAAUGCAGGUUGAUGGAGAGAUGGUAGAUGGGUGAGCGAUUGGUGGGGAUCCUGACAUUCUAUAAAACAGCGUGACAACCUUAACCGCAAUACCAGUACCACCAAUUUGUUAUAGAUCGAUGUACCAUGGGAUUGUGUUGCUGAACAAUUCAUCAAUCAAAUUCAUUCAAGAUUCCCAAUAAAAACUAUCACUUGUUCGUAUUUAUCAAUAAGAUUGAACAGUUGGAAGGAACACGUUGUGUUUUGUGGUGCUACUGAUUUUGUUUUUAACUCCGGAUUAUUAUUGUUAUAUUUUUGUGGUGUGAAAAUGCCACCAACAGAAAUAAUCGAUCCAAAGCUGAUGGAAGGAGGUAAUUACAUAAAGGAAGGACGGGAUUCUGCCAAGAGCACUUGUCUCAUCUUCUCACCCAAGGACGAGGACAAAGUUGGAUCUCUCGCAAAAUUUCUCCAACUCUUCACCGAGCAUCGCGUAAACCUGUUGCAUAUUGAAUCAAGGAGCUCAUUACGUCAGGCUAAUGGUUACGAAUUUAUGGUUGAAUGUGCACCAGGAGGACAUCUUGGAAUUGCUGUUGAGGCAUUGAGAAGUGAAUGCAAUUAUUUCUCUAUCAUCUCGAGGAAUCAUAAGGACAAUAUUGGCACUGUACCAUGGUUCCCUCGGCGCAUCCGCGAUCUUGAUAAAUUUGCCAAUCAAAUAUUGACGUAUGGGGCUGAACUGGACUCCGAUCAUCCGGGCUUCACAGAUCCUGUAUACAGAGCAAGAAGAAAGUAUUUCGCUGACAUCGCUUACCAUUAUAAACAUGGUCAACCCAUUCCCCGAGUCGAUUACACCAAAGAGGAGAUAUCAACGUGGGGUGUUGUCUUUAGAAAACUGACGGAAUUGUAUCCGAAGUAUGCUUGUCGCGAGCAUAACCAUGUGUUUCCAUUAUUGAUUGAAAAUUGCGGAUACAAAGAGGACAAUAUUCCCCAGCUGGAGGAUAUUUCCCAUUUUUUAAAAGACUGCACCGGCUUUACUCUCCGUCCAGUGGCCGGUUUGUUAUCGUCUCGAGAUUUCUUAGCUGGUCUUGCCUUUAGGGUAUUCCACAGCACUCAGUACAUAAGACAUAGCAGUAAACCACUGUACACGCCUGAGCCUGAUGUCUGUCAUGAAGUUCUCGGUCACGUACCGAUGUUAGCCGAUCCAGCGUUUGCUCAAUUUUCUCAAGUUAUUGGAUUGGCCUCGCUGGGUGCACCCGACGAGUAUAUCGAAAAACUUGCCACCUGCUUUUGGUUCACCGUGGAAUAUGGAAUUUGCCGGCAACAGGGUGAGUUAAAAGUCUACGGUGCAGGUCUUCUCUCAUCAUUCGGUGAACUAGAAUAUGCCCUCAGUGGAAAGCCUGAGUUACGGGCAUUCGAUCCAGCGAAGACUGCAUUGCAGAAAUAUCCGAUAACGGAGUAUCAGCCCGUAUACUUUGUCGCUGAGGACUUUGAGGAUGGUAAAGAAAAGAUGCUGAAAUUCGCACAAACUAUACCAAGAAAAUUCGGCGUCAGGUAUGACCCAUACACCCAGAGUAUCAGCAUCAUUGACAGCAAAUAUCAGAUCGAAGAGUUGGUGACUAACGUCAAUCAAGAGAUGGAAAUUCUGAUGGAUGCGCUUAAAAAAUUGAAAAACUGAGAUUCAUUUGCAGAGAGAGGGAGACAGAAUUCUGAUACUCUUGUUUACGCUCUUGUUUACAAAUUUAUUUUUAUUUAUAUAGUUCCUAGUUUAUAGGAUAUUUUGUAGAACAAGUCUUUCAAGAUUUACUCUUGUGAUUUUAUUGAGGUUUUAUUUACUAAGACAAGUAAUUAGUAAUUCAUUACUUCCUUUGAUGGAGUUAGAAUAGAGUUUGUGUGAAAAGGCUGUUGAUGGAAAAGAUUUCCUUAUCUUGGAAACCUACGUGAUUUAGAUUUGUUUAUGUAAAUUCCAGUAUAGACAUAUUUGAAUAGAAAAAUAAUAAAAAAAGGCCAAAGGUUUUUUAAUUAAUGAUGA
Diachasmimorpha longicaudata is the source of this 2411-nucleotide messenger RNA. RefSeq names its product protein henna (gene Hn). Bases 714 to 2057 code for a protein of 447 amino acids. Gene Ontology annotation, molecular function: iron ion binding; phenylalanine 4-monooxygenase activity. Gene Ontology annotation, biological process: L-phenylalanine catabolic process; L-tyrosine biosynthetic process. The transcript is spliced from 8 exons. The record is from RefSeq and is a predicted model, not a curated record. NCBI's taxonomy places the organism in Eukaryota, Metazoa, Arthropoda, Insecta, Hymenoptera, Braconidae.